AUGUCGGAAGGCGAGCCCCAGACAGUACUCAGCAGUGGUUCGGACCCAAAGGUAGAAUCCUCAUCCUCAGCUCCUGGCUUGACGUCAGUGUCACCUCCUGUGACCUCCACAACCUCUGCUGCUUCCCCAGAGGAAGAAGAAGAAAGUGAAGAUGAGUCUGAGAUCUUGGAAGAGUCACCCUGUGGGCGCUGGCAGAAGAGGCGAGAAGAGGUGAAUCAGCGGAAUGUACCAGGUAUUGACAGCGCAUACCUGGCCAUGGAUACAGAGGAAGGUGUAGAGGUUGUGUGGAAUGAGGUACAGUUCUCAGAGCGCAAGAACUACAAGCUGCAGGAGGAAAAGGUCCGUGCUGUGUUUGAUAAUCUGAUUCAGUUGGAACAUCUCAACAUUGUCAAGUUUCAUAAGUAUUGGGCUGACAUUAAAGAGAACAAGGCCAGGGUCAUUUUUAUCACAGAAUACAUGUCAUCUGGGAGUCUUAAGCAAUUUCUGAAGAAGACUAAAAAAAACCACAAGACUAUGAAUGAAAAGGCUUGGAAGCGUUGGUGCACACAAAUCCUCUCUGCCCUAAGCUACCUGCACUCGUGUGACCCCCCCAUCAUCCAUGGGAACCUGACCUGUGACACCAUCUUCAUCCAGCACAACGGACUCAUCAAGAUUGGCUCUGUGGCUCCUGACACUAUCAACAAUCAUGUGAAGACUUGUCGGGAAGAGCAAAAGAACCUCCACUUCUUUGCACCAGAAUAUGGAGAAGUCACUAACGUGACAACGGCAGUGGACAUCUACUCCUUCGGCAUGUGUGCACUGGAGAUGGCAGUGUUGGAGAUUCAGGGCAAUGGAGAGUCCUCAUAUGUGCCACAAGAAGCUAUCAGCAGUGCCAUUCAGCUUCUAGAAGACCCAUUACAGAGGGAGUUCAUUCAAAAGUGCCUGCAGUCUGAACCUGCUCGCAGACCAACAGCCAGAGAACUUCUGUUUCACCCAGCACUGUUCGAAGUGCCCUCGCUCAAACUCCUUGCUGCCCACUGCAUUGUGGGACACCAGCACAUGAUCCCAGAGAAUGCUCUGGAGGAGAUCACCAAAAACAUGGAUACCAGUGCUGUACUGGCUGAAAUCCCUGCAGGACCAGGAAGAGAACCAGUUCAGACUCUGUACUCUCAGUCUCCAGCUCUGGAACUGGAUAAAUUCCUUGAAGAUGUCAGGAAUGGGAUCUACCCCCUGACAGCCUUUGGGCUGCCUCGGCCCCAGCAGCCGCAACAGGAGGAGGUGACAUCACCUGUGGUGCCCCCCUCUGUCAAGACUCCAACACCCGAGCCGGCUGAGGUGGAGACCCGCAAGGUAGUGCUGAUGCAGUGCAACAUUGAGUCGGUGGAGGAGGGAGUCAAACACCAUCUGACGCUUCUGCUGAAGCUGGAGGACAAACUGAACCGGCACCUGAGCUGUGACCUGAUGCCAAAUGAGAACAUCCCGGAGCUGGCGGCUGAGCUGGUGCAGCUGGGCUUCAUUAGUGAGGCUGACCAGAGCCGACUGACUUCUCUGCUGGAGGAGACCCUGAACAAGUUCAAUUUCGCCAGGAACAGCACCCUCAACUCAGCCGCUGUCACCGUCUCCUCUUAG
Messenger RNA from Rangifer tarandus platyrhynchus (Svalbard reindeer), 1608 nucleotides. Lineage: Eukaryota; Metazoa; Chordata; Mammalia; Artiodactyla; Cervidae. The record is from the annotation of a GenBank genome assembly.